GGGGAGCAAAGAAACAGCGGACGCGUUGGUGAAAUCUGAUCUCUGCCACCAAAAGCCCGGGAACCAGCGCUCCGGAGGAAGGGCGACCUUGGGCAGCCGGAGCCGCGUGAAGUCAUGGUGGGCUGCUGAGCGGGGAAACGCUCCAUGGAGAGCCCGGUGCCCCCCUGCGUCCCCUUCCCGGGGGCCGGCCGCGGCCGCGGGGCCCAGCCCGGCGGCGUCUUUGCGCGCGGAGCGGCCGGCGCCGAGGCUCCGGGAGAGGGCAGCCUGCAGCCGCCGGAUGCGGCCGGGGGGGCGGGCGCCGCGUCCCCGGCGCAGACACCCUGCAGUCUCAGCGCGUCGCUGUGCUUCAGCUCCGGGGACGACUCGCCGCCGCAGUCUCGCGUCUCCGCCGCGGAGGGCGCAGCGGCCUCCCCGCCCUCGCGCCGCAGCGGCCCGCGGGUGGUGCAGAAGCAGUGGGGGGCCAGCAGCGCGGGCGCCGCGUCCUCCCAGGAGCGCGGGGACCCUCAGGAGCCCUCGUCCUCCGAAGAUCUGUCCCCGGAAGAGCCCGUGUCCGCCGAGGAGCUUCUGUCCCCUGAGGAUCCCGGGGACACCACGCCUGUGCCCCCUGGCGUCGGACCCGCGCACGGGGAGCCCGACCUGGUCAUCGAGGUGUCGGGCCGCCGGCUGCGGGCGCACAAGGCGGUGCUGGCGGCGCGCAGCGACUACUUCCGCGCGCGCGUGUCGCGGGACGUGCUGCGGGUGCAGGGCGUGGGCUGGGCGGCCCUGCGGCUGCUGCUGGCCUACGCGUACAGCGGGCGCAUGGCGGGCGUGCGCCCCGACAACGUGGCCGAGGUGGUGGCCGGCGCGCGCCGCCUGCAGCUGCCGUGCGCCGCGCAGCGCGCCACCGACGCCGUCGGGCCGCAGCUGAGCCUGGCCAACUGCUACGAGGUGCUGAGCGCGGCCAAGCGGCAGCGGCUGGCCGAGCUGCGCGACGCCGCCUACCGCUUCAUGAGCGACCACUACCUGGAGGUGCUGCGGGAGCCUGCCGUCUUCGGGCGCCUGACGGGCGCCGAGCGCGACCUGCUGCUGCGCCGCCGCCUGCGCGCCGGCCGGGCCCGCCUGUUGGCCGCCGCGCUCGGGCCGGCCGGGGAGCGCGCGGGCAGCCGCCCGCAGAGCCCGUCGGGGGACGCGGAGGCGCGCGGGGACGCGGCCGUCUACUGCCUGCACGCGGCGGCCGGCGAGUGGCGCGAGCUGACGCGGCUGCCCGAGGGCGCGCCGGCGCGGGGCUGCGGCCUGUGCGUGCUCUACAACUACCUCUUCGUGGCGGGCGGCGUGGCGCCCGCGGGGCCCGACGGCCGCGCGCGCCCCUCGGACCAGGUCUUCUGCUACAACCCGGCCACCGGCCGCUGGAGCCCCGUGCGGCCGCUGCGCCAGGCGCGCUCGCAGCUGCAGCUGCUGGCCCUGGACGGCCACCUGUACGCCGUGGGCGGCGAGUGCCUGCUCAGCGUGGAGCGCUACGACCCGCGCGCCGACCGCUGGGCCGACGUGGCGCCGCUGCCCCGGGGCGCCUUCGCCGUGGCGCACGAGGCCACCACUUGCAACGGCGAGAUCUACGUGUCCGGGGGCUCGCUCUUCUACCGCCUGCUCAAGUACGACCCGCGGCGCGACGAGUGGCAGGAGUGCCCGUGCAGCAGCAGCCGCGAGCGCUCGGCCGACAUGGUGGCCCUGGACGGCUUCAUCUACCGCUUCGACCUGUGCGCGGCGCGCGGCGACGCGCCGGCCGGCGGGGUCAGCGUGCUGCGCUACCACUGUCUGGCCAAGCGCUGGGGCCGCUGCGCCGCGCCCCUGCUUCCCCCGGGUGGGGGCGCGCCGGCGGCGCUGCCGCCCUUCCGCUGCGCCGCGCUGGACGGCGCCAUCUACUGCGUCAGCCGCGCGGGCACGUGGCGCUUCGUGCCGCCCGCGGACGCCGAGCGCGGCGGCGACGCGGACCCCGGCGGCAGCUUCGAGCCCCAGGCGCUGCGCGCCCCCUGGGACGCCCGAGGCCUGCUCUUCCCGUUCGUGCUCAACCUGCCGGAGAGGCCAGAGCGAGGCGAGGAGGGCGCCGCGUAGGGUGGGGGGCGCCGGGGCGGGGCGCGCCCUGGCGGCCUGGGACUUCUUGCGGCGGUGCUUUCAGGCCCGCGCCCCGUUCUGCGUUCCUUUCCGCUUCGCUUUGCUU
Manis javanica (Malayan pangolin) is the source of this 2194-nucleotide messenger RNA. It is a transcript of the gene KBTBD11, whose product is annotated as kelch repeat and BTB domain containing 11. Lineage: Eukaryota; Metazoa; Chordata; Mammalia; Pholidota; Manidae. The record is from RefSeq and is a predicted model, not a curated record. Gene Ontology annotation, molecular function: protein binding.